This is a messenger RNA of Drosophila gunungcola (fruit fly), 2692 nucleotides long. RefSeq names its product plasminogen activator inhibitor 1 RNA-binding protein (gene vig). Gene Ontology annotation, molecular function: RNA binding. Gene Ontology annotation, cellular component: cytoplasm; nucleus. Lineage: Eukaryota; Metazoa; Arthropoda; Insecta; Diptera; Drosophilidae. The record is from RefSeq and is a predicted model, not a curated record.
GAAAGAGCAACACACUAGCCAGCUAGCAGCAACAAAAAACACAAACCUAUCCACACAAAAAUCAUGGACAGCGCCGGUAAAAAUCGUUAUGCUCUGUUCAUGGACGACGAUGUCAGCGAUCCAUUAGAUAAUCUUGGGGCGCCGACAUCCGCAGCAGCAGCAGUAGCAGCAGCCGCAGCAGCUGGCAAGAAGAAGCAGCCAUCAGCUGGGGCUACAGCGGCCACCAAAACGACCGCCAAGGUGAGCAACAACAAUAAGGCGACCGCAGGAUCGAACGGAGGACCCAAUGCCAAGAAACCAAAUCAGGCCGAAAAGGAGAACAAACCGAACAAUGCUUUAAACAAAACCGAUGGCAAAAAGUUUACACCAUCUGGCGACACACAGUUCAAUAAUAGCAAUAACAAACAGGGCGGUGGCGGUGCUCCACGGACAGGAGGUGGCCCCAAUCGAAGUCAAGGACAGGGUGGUGGUCAGGGUCAAGGACAAGGACAGGGACAGGGACAGCAACGCAGCGUCAACUUCCGUCAACAGAAUGGCAAUGCCGAGACCCGUGAGCAGCGCAACAAUCGCCGUAAUGUUCGCGAAAAUGGUGGAGCACCCGAUGGCCAGCAGUCGCGUCCCUAUCGCGGACCAGGAGGUGGUGGCCAAGGAGCCGGAGGAGAUCGGCCGCAGCGCCAGAAUCGCAACUACGAUGGCCAGAACAGGAAGCGAGAAUUCGAUCGCCAGUCUGGAUCCGAUAGAACCGGUGUGAAAUCAGUUGACAAGCGCGAUGGAGCUGGAUCGCACAACUGGGGAUCGGUCAAGGAAACCAUCGACGAUGUGAACAAGAACGAAAGCGAGACCAAUGUGGCCAAUGCAGAAGGUGGAGCCAAGGCUGACGAAUCGGGCACCGAACCACAGAGCGAACAGCAGGCGGCCGCCGAGGAGGAGGCCAAAGAACUGACCUUGGACGAAUGGAAGGCACAGCAGGGACAACGCAUCAAGCCAACCUUCAACAUCCGCAAGGCUGGAGAAGGCGAGGACACCACACAAUGGAAGAAAAUGGUCGUCUUAACCAGCAACAAAAAGAAGGAGAACGACAGCGAAGAGGAGCUUGAGUACGAUCCCGCCUUGUAUCCACAGCGCGUGGGCAGGCAGCAACGCGUCCUGGAUAUUCAGUUCAACUUUAACGACGGUCGUCGUGGCGGACCAGGUGGAUUUGGAGGACGCGGUGGCCGUGGAGGUCCACGACCCGGCGGAUUCGGCGGCGGACCACGCAGCGAGGGUGGCAAUCGUGAGGGCGGCAACCGUGAGGGUGGCGGUAACAACCGUGACCGUGAGGGUGGCAACCGUGGACCUCGGGAUGGCCAAUCUGGGCAGCAGCAGCACCCCAACAACGAGGGUGGUGCUCCGUCCACUCAAAACCAGAGGCCGCCCAUCGAGCGUCGUGGUGGUCCGGGCAACAACCAGAACAACAACAACAACAAUCAGAAUAACAGCGGUCCAGGUCAAAACAAGCGUUUCGAGCGACAACAGAACACUGCUCCCAAGGUCAACGACGAGCGUCAGUUCCCUACACUGGCUUAAAUCGAGAGUUUGGGCAGGAGCAGAUUGUUCCUCAAAUUGCAGUUUUGGUGACUACUGAAGAGGAUGGAAAGCAAGUGACCAAAAUUAAAUAUUAUAAAUUACUUAUAUCACAGACAAAAACUUUUCAAAAAAAACAAACAAAAAAGGGGGAAAAAAGAAACAAUUGUAGCCGCCAUAUAAGCCAAAAGCAACAAAAAAUACCAACCAACAAGCUAAGCUAAAAAUGGAUAAUAAAUUAUACACAUAUAUAUUUAAAUAUAUGAAGAGAACACACGAGAAAAGCAAUUUUAGUUUACGCGUGGCCAACUAAUCAGAUUUUACCCGGAUAAAAUCGCGAUCAAGCAAGUGACCUCGUGUAAACUAGUCAGAGUCAGGCUAAGUCAGUCAGUCAGUCAGUCAUCCUCAUUAUGGAUUUAAAUUCUAAUGUCUGUUCACUAUCGACGAUAAGAGAUUUGUUUCGAGAUUUUUCUAUAGAACGGCAUGGGCGGACAUAGAAAUUGUUUUAUUACAUCAACAAAAAUCAGAUGUAAAGUUGUUUUUUUUUCUGUUAUUACCACUCACUUAAUCAACAAUCAUCCUACCUACUAAAAACAAAUCAAAUUCGCUUACCAGUGAACAAGGCGAAAAAAAGAAAAUACAAAUUAAAAAUUAAUAAACAACAUCACGGCCUGACAAAUUCUUCGAUAAAAAGAAGCAAAACACACUAAAUACAUUACAAUAGUUUGUUUUCAUCGAGAAAACAGUAAAAGCAUUUUCAUUAUUCAUAUAUUUUUUUGUUCUAUUACGAAUCAAUUUUUCGUAGCGAAAUGUACGUUUUAUUAUUUUUACUAUGUUAACUUUUAUUUAAAAUAAAGAAAAACAAAAUGAAAAAAAUAUUAAAAUCAGUAGUUGGAAAAAGAAACCCAAAACCGAAUGAAUAGUAAGUGUUAAAACCUUUGUAUUUGUGUUUCUUGGAUGCAAACUCUAUAAUUAAACAUUUAAAUUUAAUAAUUAUAAAGCAAACUAUGCAUCAUAUAUACUACUUUUAAUUAUAAAAACCUAACUGAACACACACACAGAAAUACAAAAACAAAACAAUAUUAAUUUAAGCAUUAUUAAAGAAAUAAAAACAAAAUAUAUUGAUUAA